Messenger RNA from Exophiala xenobiotica, 1133 nucleotides. RefSeq lists its product as uncharacterized. The transcript is spliced from 4 exons. Lineage: Eukaryota; Fungi; Ascomycota; Eurotiomycetes; Chaetothyriales; Herpotrichiellaceae. The coding region runs from base 307 to 1053 and encodes 248 amino acids. The record is from RefSeq and is a predicted model, not a curated record.
CUCUACUAAUGCCUCAGAUGCCCACCGUUUCGUUGUUCCAAUCCAGGUCUACAGCAAUACGUACGAAAGCUCUUGCAGCCUUGCUCAAAUGCACUUGCCCGGGCUUUGCGGACAUAUCGGAGUUCCCACAAGAGAAGUUACUAUAAGGGGAGGAUGUUGACCCAUAUAUCUGUGCAUAUUGACCUCACAGCGAGAAUUACUCCUGGUGAGGUUUAGGACUCAACUGUUUGGUUCGCAGCAGAGUAGACGAAGAAAUUGAUGUGAUAAAUACCGAAGCAUAUCGUCGUCUUCUCAGGUUCUAUCGUCAUGUCUUCUCAAACCAUUGUCCUCAUUACUGGCGCCAACUCUGGUAUUGGAUACGCCACAGCCAAGGUCAUUGCUUCAGCCUCGCCAGACUACCACGUCCUCGUCGGUAGUCGCAACCCGGAGAAUGGGAAGAAAGCAGUGGCGGAGCUCCAAGCAACUGGCGCAAUCAAAGCUACCUUGACCGAUGUCCAGAUCGAUGUGACCGAUCAGGCAUCAGUGGAUGCGCUCGCCAAAUUCAUCGAGGAGAAAUUUGGACGUCUUGAUGUCCUGAUCAAUAACGCCGGCAUCGCCCCCACCGACGGCGAUCUAAGGAGCAUCAUCGAUCGCACCUUCCAAACCAACGUUACCGGACCCAUCGUCUUGACAGAAGCUUUGAAGCCGUUGUUGUUGAAGUCGAAGAACCCGUACUCCAUCUAUGUCACGAGCGGCUUAGGCUCUUUGACCAUGGCAGAAUCAGGCAAGGUGUAUUCGGCCCCGUAUGCGGUCUACAGCGCGAGCAAAUCGGCUCUCAACAUGCUCAUGAUCUACGAGUCAAAGGAGAUGGGCAAGAAAGGCUUUAAGAGUUUUGUGGUGUGUCCCGGUCUGGUACGGUCGAACUUGCGUGGCAAGUCGGAGGAGGCGGUGAAUGCUGGGGGUAGAGCUGGAGACCCUAUGGUGUCUGGAAAGACCAUUUUCAGUGUCGUUGAAGGAAAGCGAGACGCCGAUGUUGGGAAGUUUGUGCACAAGGAUGGUGUAUACCCUUGGUGAUGAUUUCAGUCAGGGUUAUUAACACCGAGGACAUCAGAUCAUCUUCUUCCCCUUCCCCAAGUAUUCCACUCUACGUCUCG